AUAGUACAUAUCUAUUUCAUGUGUUGUGGACGGUGCCUUUGCAAGUCAUCCUUCCUGAACACGAUAAGCGACUUCGCGUAAGGUGGAACGCGAAAUCACCACGGGUCCUGUGACUUCAUAUUACCUCUUUUGGCCCUUUCCGGACCCCCUUGAAACCCUUAUCUUCAACACCAUCUCUUUUGAGAGCUUUCCCGCAAAAUGGCCAACAGAAGACAAACUAGAAAUCAAAUAAGAGGCCCACACUCUGCCCUUACUGACUUCUUGGCUUCUAACAAUAUAUCCGCUGCUCAAAUUCGUGAAGAUUACCGAAGGCGUUUAGAUGAAACUGAACAUCAAGCUGCCAGCGAAGAGCCGUCAGGCCCCGCAGAGAGCGACGAAGCUGAAGAGAGUGUCGAUGAAUUCUCGGAGCAGAAAAAGAAGCGUAGGCGAAAGGAAGCCGCUAGUUUAGCAAAAAUCAAACAGAGCAAAGAAUUCGCACGUCACAAAGCUCGGCGAAUAGGGGAACCAGAUGAUGACGAUAAUCUCAUCGCAAGAGAGAUCAUGUACCAAAGAUCUCGACCCAUGCCAGGUCAAUUGGAGAAUUGUGAAAUCUGCAGUAAACGCUUCACGGUAACUUCAUAUAGCAAAACAGGCCCCAAUGGGGGGCUCCUUUGUGCGAAGUGCUCCAGGAGUCUAGAAGAUGAUGGAAAGAAACCUAAGGCUAAGAGAGGUGGACCAAGAACUGGACGCCGUCAGAAUCAGAGCAAUUUACUUGAUGGUAUAGCCCAACAAGGUGCUUUGAGCUUGGCCGAAAUGUGUACAAAGAAAAUUGCUGAUAAUAUCAAUGAUAUCGAAGAAUUUGGUGAUCUGCCUUCUCCACUACUUCAUCGCCUAAGCCAGAUUCUAUCCAAGAGACGUGCCUUGACAUCGAGGACCCUCAAUCUGUUUCUGCGACCUGAUUUGGACUCAAUUAACAUUUACGAUUCUGCAAAACUCGAGACGGACGAUUUCCAGAAGAUAUUUGCCUUCAUGCCUACGCUUACGAAUGUCAACCUUCGCUUUGCUGGUCAAAUGAAAAAUACAGUUGUCGAAUAUUUACUGGGGCGUGAUCUGAGGUUGAAAUAUCUGCAGUUGGAUGCUGCUAACCUAGUUUCAGACUCAUAUUGGCGACGCCUGUUCGAAAAACUGGGUCCCCAGUUAGAGGCCCUAAAGCUGUCCAACCUUGAUUUUUCCCUUGACGAUGAGACCGUUGAAGUAAUGUGUAGAAACUGCACAGAACUUCGUCGUCUGAAAUUGAAGCAAUGCUGGAAGGUUGGCCAUAUCUCCUUGCAAGCUCUCUCAUCCUUGACAUCAUUAGAGCAUUUGUCUCUAGAUCUCGUUCGAGAGACACCAAACGACAGCCUUAUAGAAGUAGUCUCUACGGUCGGCUCAAGGUUACGUACACUAUCUCUAGAAGGCUUUCCCAAUGUGGACAAUUGCCUCCUGGGGACCAUCCAUGAUAAAUGCCGAUCCCUUGCAAAACUUCGUUUGUCAGGCAAUGUUGUGUGCACCGACGAAGGUUUCGCGAAACUGUUCACUGAGUGGCCAAACCCUCCUCUGGAACAUAUUGAUUUCUCCUCUACACGAGACGUGGAUAACUCAAAUCCGGACGGCCCUAGGGAUGCAAUUGGCCUUGCCUCUGACGGCCUCGUUGCCCUCAUGAAUCACUCAGGCUCAGCGAUACGGAAACUGAAUAUAUCGUCCUGCCGCCACGUAUCGCGUGCUGCCUUCGAGAAAAUAUUCUCAGAUAGCAAAGUUUAUCCCAACUUGAAGGAAUUGGAUGUCUCCUUCCAUACCGUCAUGGACGAUUACCUCAUAGGCCGAAUAUUACAAUGCUGCCCAGUAAUCAAGAAGCUGGUCGCUUUCGCAUGCUUUAAUGUGAGAGAUGUCCGGAUCCCUGUCGGCGUUGCGUUGAUUGGAGGACUUAAAGCACAAGACACGAUUGUUGUCGAAGGCAAGUCCUAACUUAUGAGUGAGGCUUGGCAUGGAAAUCAUAUCUUUAAAGGGUCGCAAAGUUGUGGUGGAACGACCAGGAGAUAAUUUCUGUCCUAUUUGAUUACAAUACAUGCUUAUCCGGCCGGGUGUUGGUGAGCCCGUUCGCAAGAACUAGGAACAGGUUUAGCCUUACUCGUUCUGCUUUCUUUGGUUGAUUUCGUUCCCAGUGUCUAUAUUAUUUAACUUUUCGUAUGCUUGCUUCAUGCCUACAAUGGGACUAGUUGACAAUGAUUCUUUCAUAGUACGAAUUCAAUGCCAGAGUAGGUUGUAGGCUUUCAAACAUUUUGCUCUGUACUGUUUAGAUGUGCCCCACACAAACACAGUACAUUCCUGGAGUGCCACGGCCCAAAACAAUAUUUGAAGAGAGCAACAUAGUUGCUACGUGCACGAUAUGAUAUAGCAUAAUACCUAGCGGUCAGUAGGUGUUGCUAUGGCAGAGCUAUCUGCCACGAAUGACAGCGACCCGCGUUGUCCUAACUUUAAUACAUAUUUGCUAGCCUGCAUCCAUAGCAUGGCGUAAGGGACUCGUCAAAUGGCGGGGUCUACUACUGUAUCUGCCGUUAAAUAGCUCUUUGAGAUAGAUCAUGCUAUGGGUACUAUUAGGUAGGUAGUCAUCUUGUCUUAAAGUAGCAUAGCAAGUGGAGCCUUGGGCUGCAACAAUGAUAGGUGAUUCUGGUCAGCCACUUUAAAACACCAGGGAAAGGAA
Messenger RNA from Aspergillus pseudotamarii, 2719 nucleotides. RefSeq names its product DNA repair protein Rad7, protein (gene rad7). The record is from RefSeq and is a predicted model, not a curated record. Bases 199 to 1983 code for a protein of 594 amino acids. Gene Ontology annotation, biological process: SCF-dependent proteasomal ubiquitin-dependent protein catabolic process. Lineage: Eukaryota; Fungi; Ascomycota; Eurotiomycetes; Eurotiales; Aspergillaceae. Gene Ontology annotation, cellular component: SCF ubiquitin ligase complex. The transcript has 6 exons.